Molecule: messenger RNA, 5047 nt
Organism: Procambarus clarkii (red swamp crayfish)
Lineage: Eukaryota; Metazoa; Arthropoda; Malacostraca; Decapoda; Cambaridae
Source: RefSeq, a predicted model, not a curated record
GAGGGGUGGUGGUUGGGGUAGAGAGGGGAGCCAGGACUCCCGGAGAGCAGACGUCCCAGCAGACGACCCGCCGCCAUGGCCACGCUCGUCUGUACUGCUAACGUUAUAUCCGCUCUCAAGACCUUCUGCAGGAACUACGGCGCCUCUGUGGUUCGUAGUGCACAGGUUUGGCCACAGUAUCCUAAACAAGUUAGAAUUGUUGAAGUUGGUCCUAGAGAUGGAUUACAAAAUGAAAAGGUGCUUGUGCCGACAGAUGUCAAGAUUGAAUUUAUAAAUAGACUUUCCCAGGCUGGCCAUCAAUGUGUGGAAGUAACCAGUUUCGUAUCGCCAAAAUGGGUGCCCCAGUUAGCCGAUCAUGUUGAGGUGAUGCGUGGGAUCAAGAGAGUUCAAGGUGUUUCGUAUCCGGUUCUUACACCAAAUUUAAAAGGCUUUGAAGCUGCUGUUGCAGCAGGCUGUGAGGAAGUAGCUAUUUUUGGGGCAGCGUCAGAGUCAUUUAGUUUAAGGAACAUUAACUGUAGUAUUGCAGAAUCUCUGAAGCGCUUCCAAGAUGUGGUAACGGAAGCGAAUAGACUGGGAAUCCGAGUCAGAGGUUACGUGUCCUGUGUGUGUGGAUGUCCUUAUGAAGGCCCUAUUGACCCCAAGACUGUGGCCAUGGUUGCACAUGCAAUGUAUGAGAUGGGGUGCUAUGAGAUCUCUCUGGGUGACACCAUCGGUGUAGGGACACCCGGGAGCAUGCGCAGGAUGCUGGAGGAGGUCAUGACACUCUUGCCACCGCACGUCCUCGCUGUUCACUGUCAUGAUACCUAUGGUCAAGCUCUUCCUAAUAUUCUCAUCUCUCUUCAGAUGGGGAUCAGUGUAGUGGAUGCUUCUGUUGCCGGGCUCGGAGGGUGUCCGUAUGCUCAAGGAGCAUCGGGUAAUGUAGCAACUGAGGAUGUUGUGUACAUGCUCAAUGGUCUGCACAUAGAAACUGGUGUUGAUCUAGAUAAACUUAUUGAUGCUGGCAAUUAUAUUUGCAAAGUCCUAAAUCGACCAAAUUUUAGUAAAGUAAGUUGUGCGAAAACAAAGUGUUAAAUGAAAAGGUGUGUUAUCAUAUUUAUUUUUUUAGAUUUUAAUAUUAAAUUAAAUUUUUUUUUAAUGAUAGAAACCAUUUUAUUUAUAUACAAAAUAGACCAUUGUCAAAGCAAUAUUUAAAUGUUGUGGUUUUGUCAUAGCACAGUACUAGUGAUACACAGGUGUAAUGAGGUUCAUCUUUUAAACAAAUUUUAAGGGAAAUGAAUGUCGGGUAAAAGGGUUCAGAUGCCCAUAAACACGAGUUGUGAAUUAUGUUGUGUUUAUUCUUUUAAGUUUUUAUUUGCAGAUAUUUAGUUUUGCUCAAGACUAAAUGAUGUUUUAUGAAAGGCUGUUUAACCUUGAUCAAGACGAAAAUACUUGUAUGGAAGUCAAAGAAUUGAUAUUUCCUAAACUAAUAGAUUUUGUUUUUAGGACUCAUUCACUCCUGACAGUUUCUCCACACAUUCUCGUGUUCUGUAAAGAUGUGAAUGAUUGGUGUUUUGCCUAUGGCUACAAUUAGUUUUUUGUCAGACACUAUUAUCAUCUCAUUUUCCCAUUUCCUUCCUACUUUACCAGUUUUGUAUCUUCGUAAUUCUGUAUCUCGUAAUUCUUCCAUCUAGGCUAGGAUCAGUUUAAUUUUUUCCUGCUCUUUUGUAUCUUCAUGCGAGCAAGUGUUCCUUUCUCGCUUAUAUUGUAGCAAACCAACUGUACAGUUCACCAAUGCAUAUUUAAAAGUACAGUUCAGUAUAGUUGUGUUUUUUAACACUUGAAUAUAAGGGUAAGUGUAUAUCCUAUCAUUAUUAGGAAGCCCUUAAUGGGUUUGCCACAGUUACUCUUACCAAAGAUGAGACAUGUUAAUGUGGUGACCCAUUCAGUUAUUGGCCAAAUUCAACAGUACUUAGUGAUGUACUCAACAUUCUUAGUGCCACCAAUGACUCUUGUAGUUGAAAUCUUUAUGGAGUAUUCAACAUGUAGUUGCAGUGUAGUUAUUGGAGUAUUCUACCACUAUUUUGAGUGGUAGAAAAAAUAAUUCUGGUUUUCAUUUAAACAAUUUUUAUUUAAAAGCUACCGUAGUCUACUUAAAUUUUUUUUGAAGAUUAACAGCUUCUUUACAAGUUUCAAAUGUAAAUAUAUUGUGAGAUAAGCCUUGUAAACAUUGCCAACUGGUUUUUUUUUUAUUUUUAUUAUCUGUGAUAUCUAGUGUCUAACAGUUUUUAAUAGCUAAUAACUUUUAAAGAUUUCUAAAGUUGUAAUCUUAAGUGGAAAUCAUUUUUAGAUGAAACAUUAUUUCAUGUUGUGUCAAUGUAUGUUUGACUUGUUUUAACCUUGCCAUUGAAUAGGAAACUUAACUCUUCCAGAGGUGUGUGUGUGUGUGUGUGUGGCAUUUUGUGUGUGUGGUAUUUUGAGGUUAUCUUGAGAUGAUUUCCAGGGCUAGAGGUCUGGAGUGUCCAGUGUCCAAGCCAUUGUGUGUCCAGUGUUUUUAACAAGAUAGGAUACGGCUUGCAAAUAUUAUUGUAGUAAGGGCCAUAAUUCCCUCAAGUAUUUCAUGAUGUUGACUGUUUGAAUCUCUUGGAAAGUAUGAUCUUUACUUUAUUGAAACACAAGAUAUAAAGGCAUUACAAAUGUUACUUGUUUAUAUGUGCAUAAUUUUUGUUUACAUCUGUUUACAUGUAUACUUGGAGGGGGGUUCUGGGAGUUCUACUCCUUCCACUCUCAUUUCUCAGCAAUGAGGUGCAGAGAAUGAGGUUGACAUUCAUGGGGUGUUAAAUGUGCUCAUAGUUUUGUAUGAAAGAUAUGACAUUUACUUUGGAUGAGGUCUCCAUCCAUCGGGUAUGUAAUCAAUUUGUUGUUUCUAAGGAGGAUCUGUUUACUUUUACGUGAAUCCACCACCCUGUUAUGUGCUGUUGUUCCUCAAUUGUGGUGGAUGUUCUGUUUCCACUAAAACAGUUUAAAGUUAGUUUUUUUUCUGUUGCCACUAGCCCCAGAUGCUUUUGUCAAUUCUUCAGAAGUUGAAAAGCUUAGCGAGUUGUGUGAUUCUGUCACUUUCCUUGUGGCCAGUUAAGAACUGGUUCCUGACGUUCUUGUGGUGUCCCAACCAUACAUCUCUUCCUGCCCAUCUUACAUGAGACGGACCCCUGAUGUUGCACAAGCACCUAAAGGCUCUCCACCAAUCUCCUCAUGUGGAUUUUCUAGGACAUUUCUGUCUGCCUUUGUGGUGAGAGAGUGGAAAUACUUUUUACCUUGUGCUUUAGGAUUACUACUACUAGCCAGUAUGAGGUGUGGUUUUUCUUUCUGGUCCUGUUCUAAGAUCUUUCAUUUUCUAUUUUUAAUAAACAGCUCAUUCUCAAUACCUGUACUAUUAACUUCAUAUAGGGCUGCUUUAGCCGAGUUGUUUUAUCCUGCUUUUUAGUCUUGACUUUCCUAGUUUCCUGGUUCUUUAGCUUUGGAGGGGGUUCUUUCAUGUUAGUUUUUUUCCACCUUCCAUUGAAAUUUUGAACCCACUUGCAUCUUCGAUAAGAUGCUGGUCUCCCUUCCUCUAUUUUGUUAGUGAGCCUCACACACUGACUCUUGGGGUUCAUUUCCUUUGGUUGUGUCAAUAUUCAUGUAUCCAUUUUGGAAAAGUCAUCUUGGUUCAAGCUGGGAUACUGUAUCUUUCAGUAUAUCAAACACAUGUCCUUUGGGUUCUGUGUGCAGGUAUCUCCUGAAAGCUCAGUACUCCUCUGUAGAUUCUCUUAACUUGAAUCCUCCCAGGAAGGUGGUCUGCUCCUAAGGCUCAUAUCCUAGUUGCUUCAAGGAUUGGCUAAGCUGAGAAAUUGCAAGGUGCAUCUUGGGGUUUAUCUCAAUGUGCUUGCCACAAUAAAGGCAUGCUUCUCAGUGAUGCCUUGUGCUGACAACAGAGGUUUGGGGGGCUUUAUAAGUCAAUGCAAAUGUUUGCCUGUAGGUACCUUCUCAGGGUUGCCCCAUGUGACUGAUGUGUGUGCGUGUGCCAUCUGGGGUUGAUCUCUCUUGAUGGUUAUCUUGAUCGUCUUUUGAUUUGCAAACAUUUUGACACCAAUUUGUAGUUAAUACCCAAAAGUAACUUAAAAUCUAAAAACAAAAAAAGAGCAUAAACAUUUUAGGCAUUGGUGAGCAAGGCCUUGAGAGGCCCGGAAUUACGGUCAAGCAUGUGGUGAGGUGUCAGACUGCUAAAGUGUUAAAGAGUAUAAGAAAAUAAUAGUACAGUACAAGGAAUGGAAAUGUGUAUUGUUCCCUGGCAUUAUAAUGGAUAAUCAGCUUAUUUCAAGCUUUAGACCACACUUUGAAAUGUAUCUACAGGUACUAUUGAGAAUCCUGCUCUUAUGCUCUGCCUCAAUAAUUCAUCAUCCAAUGUGAUGCAUUGGUCUGUUUGAAUUUCCAUCUGUAUGGAACUCUCAUACAUUUGUAUAGACUUCAAAUGCAUUUGAAUUUGUAUUUGUUUCUUGAAGCUUGCUUCCACCUGCUUGUGUGUGCAUUUCACACCUGUACCACCUCACUGUACAAAAAUUCCUUCUUUGCCUUUGCACUUAAGUUUGAGGUAACCAUUGGAAAGUUUGAGGUAACCAUUGGAGAUUUGUUUCACUAAAACACACAGUACCACACUGAUGCAGUGUAUAUUGCAUUCUUUAUCAUUUGUGCAAAACAAUUAUGUUAGUAGUUUUUCUAGUGUUUGAAGUGUGAUCUCUGAAUAAUGUGUUAAAUGAAGUGAGAUGAAUAAUAGUACAUUUUUAUUAGCAGAACAGUAGUCAUGGCAAAGGUAUACAGUUAAGUUUGUUUCUUAGCAUCAAAUUACAUGCUUCUGAAAAAUGCGUACCCAUUGUUAUUUAGAAGUGAUAUUUGUUCAAUAUGUUGAAAGUAUUAUUUAAUCCUUUCAAAAGAUAAUUACCUAUAUUUUUUUAUGAAUGUACUGUACUCAUAAACUCUGUGUAUCCAUUAAUUUCUUGCACGUCAGGUAUGUACAUUUAUAAAUGCUUUGUCAUGA